Messenger RNA from Rotaria sordida, 2238 nucleotides. The record is from the annotation of a GenBank genome assembly. Lineage: Eukaryota; Metazoa; Rotifera; Eurotatoria; Philodinida; Philodinidae.
AUGGCAGGUUUGAUUAGUAAACCAUUUCAUGAGUUAACCGAACAUAAAAGAGGAUUAGCAUUUAUCCGACUCGGGGAUGGAGAAAUGAUGCUUAUGUUCGGAACCGCGAUAAAUGGUAUUGAUGGAUGGUCAUGGGCAGGUGGACCAUCACGAUUAGGUCAAGAUUUACGAGAGGCAUUACGCCAUCCAAAACACCUAUACAAUGCGGUAAGCCCGUUUUAUUAUGGAAUAUAUGAUGUCAAUAGUAUUUGUCCUUUUCAUGAGCUACUAACCAUGAUUUACCAACACCCAAAAUACCUCACUUAUACAAACUUAUUCGUCAAUUCAAACUAUCCAGCAACUAAACUGUUGCAUCGAGCGCUAAUCAAAGAUGAACGAAAAAAAAUCAUUCUGAUUAUAAACAAUGGAACCAGUAAGAAAACAAUGGUCGAACUGAACGAGUGGGUAGCAGAAAUUUUGCAUUAUCCCACCGAAGGCCCAAAGAUGUGGGAAGACGAUAAAUUACGUAAGGAAAUGAUAGAAAAAAUUGUAAGGGUUGCAAAACGCUACACAAACCGACUUUUUGCUUUUUCAGUAGGACCUCUAUCAAGAGUUUUAAUUUACUAUGCAUGGUUGCAAAAUCCUUAUAAUCGAUACAUAGACUUUGGUUCCACAUUCGAUGAGAUAACCAAAAAUAGGAAGACUCGACCUUACCAACGAAAUACAGAAAUGAAUCGCGAUCCGACCUAUCUGGUGAAAUUCAACAUAAGCACGAAUCAAUUUUAUGUAAGGGCUAUUGACUAAACAGGCGAUAAUGUGAUAUUUCAUGCAGAGCUGUUAUGAUCAUUAUCGAAAAUUAGAGCUGAAAAUACUUUUAGUAUGCCAAAAGCGACAAGGUCUGAACUGCAUAACUGUGUACAAACUCGACAACUAAUUUCUGUUUAUGCAUCUCUCACAUGACGAAACAGCUCCAUAAUAAUAUAGAUUUGCUCAUGGAGUUAGUGUUGUCUUUCUUUGAGUUACAGGGUGAGUGCGAGUGCCACUAGGAUCCUUAGAUGUGGGGUGGAAUGCAAACCUUUAGCCAUUGGCACAGGUGCUGGUAUCAACCUGGGCAAUGCAAAGAUUACAUGUCUAUCAAAUAAUGCCAUCCCCCAAACUGGACAUCCAAACCGCCCUACACUGGAAACCGGAUCAGCCGAUGUGCCAAUUACCAAUAUAAUCUGUUGGAAUCUUUCAAAACGGUCCGACUUUUAUCGUUUGUCUGCUAGCUUCUUUUUUUGAUUUGUUAGAGGGCGUGGGUGUGAGUGUGAGUGUGAACGGGUGAAGGUGCGGAUGAGUCUGUGGGUGUGAGGUGUGGGUCUGGCGCUGGGUGUGGCUGUGGCUUUGGGUAUUCUCUUCACCCACAUCCACACUCGCACUCAUCCACCGACACCUACUCAUACCCACAUCCAUAUCCAUACCCGCAUCCAUACAUUCACAUCCACCCAUACCCACUCGCGCACCCAAAUCAAAACCCGAACCACACCCACUCCUACACCCAUAUCCACUCGUACCCCCACACCGACACCCUCACCAACACUCGCACACUCAUUCACACCUACACCCACACCCACACAAGCUCGACACCGACAUCCAUACUCACGCCACCUACACCCACACCCACACACGCUCGACACCGACAUCCAUACCCACGCCACCUACACGCACGCCACUUGAACGCACACCGACACCCGCUCCCACUCGCACCGACCUGCUCCCCACACCCCACUUCGACACCCACACCCGCAGCACUCACGUCCACACACACUCACACCACCCGCACGUACACCUGCACCCGCACCCGCACCACAGCCACACCCGCACACAGCUACACACUCACAUCUUCAGCGACAUAGAGAACAUUGUAGUACCGAUGAUUCGUGUUCGCGAUUUUAGUGUUCCGUUUCAGCGGCGCACUACCUUCUCGACCGUUGGUUAUUAUUAUCAGUUCAAUUGACGCGAAUAAAUUUUUCGGUUUUCAUAGUUUGAGUCGCGUAAAAGGAUGGCUUUGUGAGAGAUUACGUUAGACGAGUGAGGGUGGGUGUGGAUGGGUGCGGGUGUGGCUGUGGCUGUUUAAUGGCUGAUGCAGCAUCAGCCAUUAAACAGCCACAGCCACACUCGCACCCACCCACAGCCACAGCCACACCCAGCCACACCCACACCCAUACUCACACCCACACCCACACCCACACCCACACCCACACCCACACCCACCCACAC